AAAGCUCCUUCCUUCACCGCCGAUCAACAGACACCUCAUUUUAUUUCAUUCGGCGUUACCUUUUGUCCUCCCGACUCCUUUCUCUGCCCUCUCUGCAAUCCGACGUCGCCUUUUCUCCUUCAAUUCUCUGCGUAGCUCAGCUUAAUCUGGAUUAGAUUCGCGUAUAUACAUUUAAUUUGUGCGCACGCGCGGGGAAUUGUGUGUUGGUGGGAUUUUUAAUUGAUUGCUGUGUAAGUAAUUUUUUAGUUGGGGAUUUGGUACUGUCAGUGAUUUUUUGUUUGUGGAUAGUGGUUUUUGAUCAUCUGAGGGGUUUGAGGUUUGUGGAUUUUUGGUUUGUUGCUGGUUUGUUGCUGUGAUGGAAUCGCCGGAGAGGGGGAGACCGGUGGCCGGAGUAGCCUUGGAAUUUCCGGCGAGCGACGAGGUUUUAUCGUGCUCGCCGCCGACCGUGCCGACGUGGCUUCGGAAGAGGCUUUCGGAGCCGAAGACGCCGCCUCCUUCUACUGUUGAAGAAAUCGAGGCCAAACUUCGUGACGCUGAUCUUCGACGUCAGAAGUUUCAUGAAAAUCUAACAAGCAAGGCUAAGCCAAAGUCCAGAAGCCCUUCCCAAACUUCAUCUAAUGAAGAUGAUCCUGGACAGCGUCUUGAGGCAAAGCUUCUAGCUGCCGAAGAGAAGAGGUUGAGCAUCCUUGCCAAUUCUCAGAUGCGUCUGGCCAAGCUUGAUGAGUUGAGGCAAGCUGCUAAGACUCAGGUGGAAAUGCGGUUCAAGAAGAAGCGAGCUGAGCUAGGUACAAAGGUUGAAAUGCGUGUUCGACAAGCAGAGGCCAAUAGAUUGCUCAUCCUAAGAGCAAAUUGGCAAAGGAGAGCCACUUUGAGCGAGAGGACAUCUCAAUCACUAAUGCGGCGAAUGGUUCGAGAAACCAAGUAUAAAGAACGAGUACGAGCUGCUAUGUCCCAAAAGCGUGCAAAUGCUGAGAAAAAGCGACUGGGAUUGCUCGAAGCAGAGAAAAGAAGGGCACAUGCCAGGGCGUUGCAGGUGCAAAAGGUAGCCAAUUCAGUUUCUCACAAGCGAGAGCUCGAGAGAAGUGAAAUGAAGAACAAGCUUGAAGAUAAACUGCAAAGGGCGAGAAGAAAGCGGGCAGAAUACUUAAUGCAGAGAGGAAGGCCAUAUAAUAUUGCUCUGAAUAGCUGGGAGACCAUGCAUGAGCAGGGUGACAUACUUGCUAGAAAAUUAGCAAGGUGCUGGAGUAAAUUCAAAAAAUUGAGAAAGACCACCGCGAAUCUUGUAUUAGCUCAUAAUGUCUUGAAUAUUAAUGAAAGAUCCGUGAAAGCAAUGCCAUUUGAGCAGUUUGCACUCCUUAUUCAGUCAUCAACUAUUCUACAAACAACUAAAGCAUUACUUGAUCGCCUUGAAGUUUGGUAUAAAGUGUCGCGAUGUGAUACUAAUCCUUGUGCUGGGGAUGAUAUUGAUCACCUCCUCAAGAGAGUGGUGUCUCCCAAAAGGAAGCAAGUAUCCAGGAGAUCUGUAUACCGUAGAGAGGGAAAGACUUCUCCAUCCAUCAAACAAGCAGCUAGCACACCAGCUCACGUGUCGAGGUACCAAGUCAGAGUUGUCCUCUGUGCUUAUAUGAUACUGGGCCAUCCAGAGGCUGUUAUUAGUGGUCACGGGGAGCGGGAGGCAGCUUUGGUUAAAUCUGCUGAAAAAUUUGUGAAGGAAUUUGAGUUACUGAUUAAGAUACUACUAAAUGGCCCCAUGCAAAUUUCUGAUGAGGAAUCUGACCAUGUGUCGCUGGCUCGACGGACCUUCAGGCUUCAGCUGGCAGCAUUUGAUUCUGCCUGGUGCUCCUUUCUGAAUAGCUUUGUUGUGUGGAAGGCUAAGGAUGCUAGGUCACUAGAGGAAGAUUUGGUGCAGGCUGCUUGUCGUCUUGAACUUUCUAUGAUGCAAACAUGCAAGAUAACCACUGAAGGAGAUAGUGGUCCUCUUUCACAUGACAUGAAAGCCAUACAGAAACAGGUAUCGGAAGAUCAGAAACUUUUGAGAGAGAAAGUAUUCCAUCUUAGUGGAGAUGCUGGUAUUGAGCGUAUGGAAAAUGCACUCCACGACACAAGAACAAAGCAUUUAAAUGCAAAGGAAAAUGGGAGCCCAAAUACUCCUUCCAGUAAUACUUCAAUUCCAGCUUCCUCUACUUCUGUUCGUUCCUCUGAUAAAACAAAUAGCUUGACUCUGGGCUCAGAAAAACGAAGCUCGGUAGUGCGCUCUUUAUUUAAGGAUGAUGCUAGUACCAAAGAGGUGACCUCUCCCAAGUUGACUCACAUGGAUAAUGUGAAGAUUGUCAAUGAAUAUGUUCAUGGAGAGCAGCUUGCAUUUGCUGAUAGCUCCAGUUCAUCUGGCGAGCACCAGAACAAAAACAUGAUGACGAAAGUGAAAGAAACAAUGGAAAGGGCAUUCUGGGACAGCAUUAUUGAGUCCGUGAGGCAGGAUGAACCUAACUACAACCGUGUUGUGGAGUUGACGAGGGAGGUGAGGGAUGGGAUUUGUUCGAUGGUCCCACAUAGCUGGAGACAAGAAGUUAUGGAAGCUAUUGACCCGGAAAUUCUCACUCAGGUGUUGAAUUCAGGAAAACUAGACAUGAAUUAUCUGGGCAAUAUCCUUGAGUAUGCACUAAUCACUUUGAGAAAGCUCUCUGCUCCGGCAUACGAGGAUGAACUGAAGAAAAAGCACCAGGAAUUUAUGAAAGAUCUGGGCCAGAUGUGUGAUAGCUCUGAGAAUUCACAAGUAGUUGCAUUGACUAAAGGCAUUCGCUAUGUCCUAGAACAGAUUCAGGAACUCAAACAGGAAAUCAGCAAAGCACGCAUACGGCUUUUGGAACCAUAUUUGAAGGGUCCCGAGGCUUUAUAUUUUCUUGGUCAAGCUUUCACCAGUCGAUAUGGUAACCCUUCCAAUGCUGCCUCCACUUUACCAUUGACUGCCACAUGGCUAUCAUCUGUAUGGGACUCAAAAGACGAGGAAUGGAAUGAGCACAAAAAUCUGCUCUCGGAGUUGUCAGGGAGGCUAGAUAGUUCAUCUAGUUUUCUUCCUUCAACAGCACUCCGAACAGGGGGAAGUUCAUCGUUCAAAACAAGUGGAAAUCAAACAGACGUGCCAGCAGCCUCUAACGCCACAUCCUUUAUCGAGACAAUCGAUCCUCGUCUGGAAUGCAAGGGAGAGGAGAUCGAUUUGCUGGUGAGGUUAGGCUUGUUAAAACUCGUAAACAAAAUAUCCGGUUUGAAGGAAGAUAACCUUCCAGAGACCAUGAGCCUCAACCUGCCCCGGCUACGAGGCUUACAGUCUCGAGUUCAAAAGAUCAUUGUCAUGGCUACCAGCCUGUUAGUCUUGCGACAGACUCUUUUAAGCCAGCGAACGGUAAGCAGCCAGGCAGAGAUGGACGACAUACUUUCGGCCAGCAUCAAACACCUCUCUAAAUGUCUAGAAACUGUUGCUGACGCCGGAAUCCAAGAUAUAGUCGAAGUUCUCGUCACGGCUAUAGAUGAAAAUAACACUUCAGGUGACAAAAACAUCAACCUCCGGCCGGUUAAGGAAAUCAUGGUCAGGAUGUUGGGCAAAAGCCUGCAAGCAGACGACCCCAUCUUCAGCCGCGUGUCCUGGGCAGUGUAUCUGGCUGCCCGAGGAAUCGUGCUCGGAGGAACCGGAAGACAGGGUCGAGAAUUGGCCGAAGCGGCAUUACAGAAAAUCGGGGCAGCCCUGCUGUUCGACGAGGUUGCGGUGGUCGCAUCAGUCGUGGUGACGGCUGCCAAGGUGUCCGUCAUCGUGCACGGUCCAUGGUAUGCGAAUCUUAACCGAGCAAAUUGAUUUUAUGAAUUAUGUUCUAUGUCUAUAUCUAUGUUGGUAAUUUGGUGGUUAUUGUUGUUUAGCCCUGAUGUGUAUAAAAUUUAUGCCGGGUGGCCGAGGUCGGGUCGGGGUCGGGUUCGGGUUCGGGUUUUAGGUGUUGUGGAAAAUAGAUAAUAAGUGAUAGUUGUAGGUGUUGGGAUUGCUGUGCUGGUAUUGGUAUGUAUGUGUGUGUGAAUGUGUAUAUGUUGGGUUGGGUUGGGUUGGGUGGAUUGAAUGAAUAAAUGUAGAUUGAUAAGGUUGUUCUACUACCGUUACGAAUAUGUUUAAAAUUGAUAAAUUUCAUGGCCGGUGGUGGCGUGGGGAUUGGACUUAUAA
Molecule: messenger RNA, 4201 nt
Organism: Andrographis paniculata
Lineage: Eukaryota; Viridiplantae; Streptophyta; Magnoliopsida; Lamiales; Acanthaceae
Exons: 11
Coding region: 356-3847 (1163 amino acids)
Biological process (GO): signal transduction
Source: RefSeq, a predicted model, not a curated record